AAUUCAUCAUCACAUAAUGCUUUGGUGGAAUCUGACCAAAGAAACACAGGAGAUAGAAAAAGAGUUGCCCGAGGACUUGAAAGAGUUUUUCCAGAAGAACAAUCCGGAUGACAGGCAGUACAAUAAGUAUAAGCUCACGCCACAGCAGAUUAUGGUCAACGCAAAACUAAAGAAGAUUUCCCAAGAAUACUCUUACGACCUCGAAACCUAUAAGAGGAAGAAUAGUAUUCGAAACGUAUCGAUAACCAACUGUGCCGAACUACAACUCAAAGUGGUGGAUUGUUUCAAGAGUCUUAAUUUCACGUCUAUAGAUAAUUGUUCCAAGCAGAUUAAAGCCAACAAAAACUGUGUUGAAAUUCAAAGCAAGGCAUUCAACAAAAUGUUCUAUAAUGACUGCUAUAGUACCCAGCAUUGCGACAAGAUCCGGUUCUUGGUUGACCAUUUGUUUACCUCCAACUUUGGUCAGUACGGAGAAAACAUGAAUGAGGAAACUUUGGCCAAAUUCGACAAAGACUUGGAUGCCAACUUCAGCAAGGUUUGGAAGUAGUGAGUCAAGGCUCAGUUCUUGAUCUCAUUCCAAAGGGCUAGUUUCUGAGCAAAGUUCAUGCUGGUCACCAAACCUGAUGUGUUCGGUAGUACGUGGAUAUCAGAUUCAAUACCUGCCUCGGAGCACACCCACUGGGUGUACGCAUUGUUUUGAACCCCCCAAUCAAAUCGCUGGACUUUUAUGCCCUGCUUUCUCAGUAUAUACUUAAUGAUUAUUUCCCAUAUUCCUUUACCAAUUAUGACUAUCUUCUUGGCUUGUGCAAGGUUCCAUUCGCGUAGAAGUCGAGGAACAUUGUCGAGUUUCUCUUGCAUAGUUAGUUCUUGUGCCGACUUUGUACACCGUAAUACCAAGUCUGUGAACCCGAUGUUGUAUUUAAUUAGUUCGAAAUCAUUCACAGCCGUGGCGUGAGAUUCUCCGUUAAUAGUCAACUGAUUCAACAACAAGUCGUCCUUGUUGUUGGUCUUACCAUUUCUUUCCAAGACCCAGAACAAGAGCCGGGAUUGGUUGAAAAGCUUCCAAAACAAAUUCGUGUGGUGGGCAUAGUGAUGUUGUGUUCUGGAGGACUCUACCCCAGGAUUGAACCCAACAAAAAGCACUUGUAAAUCUGGUUGAACCGAUGGAUUUAGAUCAUUCAAACCCUCAUAGUUGGCCACAGUACGGGUCUUCUUCGACUUGAUGUGCUUCACCGGCUUUGGUUUCGAGACUUUCUUGGUGUCAGAAUACCUGAACUUGCGCAAGCGAGAAGCUGGAUCGAUGCUCAUCAGU
Molecule: messenger RNA, 1312 nt
Organism: Yamadazyma tenuis ATCC 10573
Lineage: Eukaryota; Fungi; Ascomycota; Pichiomycetes; Serinales; Debaryomycetaceae
Source: RefSeq, a predicted model, not a curated record